AUGAAGAUCACAAAGGAGAAAAGAAAUAUCAGGUUCGAGUUGGAACUGGACAAAAUGAAAAAAAAAAAAAAAGAUAACAUAUUAAUACUAAAUAUUAUUAAUAGCAAAAUAAAUUAUAUCUGUUACAUUUUAAAAAGUGACUAUAGGGACAUGAUAAAUGACGUGAGCUACGAAAAUAAGUGCUCUCUUGAAACCUGCUUCUACUACUGCAAGGGUUACAUCACCUUCCUACUGCUCUACUACCCUUACCUACACAAUUAUUUGAAAUGCCUGCGAAGUAACAACCUCAGAAUAUACCGAAAUUUUUACAAGUACAUUUUAAAUCUGCCCAACAAUUUUUGUUCCCUCAUUUUUAAGUUAAAGAUUUUGGACGAACUGAAGAGAAAAGACGCACAAAACGUCUGCAAUGAUUAUUUCCAUGGGGGGGAUGUCCCCCUUGCCUCCCCUGCGCUGCUUCAGCUCACCAGGGCCAACUUCUUCGAUGCAUUUUCAAAAGACAGUUAUAUAAAAAUUUUAUUUUCUCGCAUUUACGUGAAGAAAUACCACAAGCGGAUUUUUAAGAUACUGAAAAUUGUCCUUUCUUAUCACUCCUUGCCGGUGUUUUCCUUUUCGCCCAAGUUUUUUCGAACCUACCAUAGGAGCAGAAAAAGGGGGGGAAAAAAUAUAUUUAAAAUAUCCCCCCCUGAGGGGAAGAAGAAGAAGGACCUCCAUAACAGAGUGCCAUUCAGAAGGAGGUACUUUAAGACGCCCCUUUUUAAACAUGUGGAGGUACCCACCAUCUACUUGGACGACUACGACAGUAGCAACAAAUUGCUGGUUAAAAAAAAACUGGUAAAAGUGAGGAAGAAAAAAAAAGGAGGAAACAAAGUAGAAGAUGCGUUUCUAUCAGACAACAGUGGAAGUGUGAGCAGUGAAAAGAGUCUAAGUUGUCUAAGCGACUCGGAAGAGGAAAGAGAAGUAAACGCCUUCUUGAGACAAGAGGUGACUGUCCCCCAGGGGGAGAGCGGUGGGAUACCUGCAACGCAUAGUAACGUUGGUGCGUCUGCUUUGGACGGGGGCAACCCCAACAAGAUAUGUACACAUCAGGAUAACAUCCAUUCUAUGGAAUCUGCCCCAAAUGAGCACCCAUCAGAUGCACCGAUGGAGGAAAGAAACAGCACCUUCCAGGCGUCUACCCCGAGAAAGGGUCAUUCCCCCGACAAACCAUGCAUAGAAGACAACUUCCUCCAAUUUGUGCGAAACGAAAGGAGGAAAAAUAAAUCACAAAAGGAGAUCGAAUGUACGUAUGGAAAUUACAUACUGAAGGACAUACAGAAGUAUCUAAGCGAGGAGAUGAAAACAGAACCGAAAAGGGAGAAGAAAAAAAAAUAUUUGCAUGAAGUGUGGAAGUACAAAAUCGAUUUUGACCAAACGGAUGAUAAUAAAAAUACGCUCAUACAUAAAGCUUGCUUAGUUUCCAAUGCAAAAAUAAUUUUUUUACUUUUACGUUUGAAUGUGAAUCUGAUGCUUUACAAUGACAAGUGUGAGUUGCCCGUGCACUGCACUUUGUACAAUUGCGACGCGUACCUUUUUCUCCUUCUGCUGCAUAAUACAGUCGAGUAUCUUUUUUUCUUUUACUUAAGCGCGUACGGUGGGGGAGGUCGAAGGGAGGGAAGAUCCCCAAAGGUGGGGGACGCAAAACAAGACGACCCAACGUUGAAGCGCGAGUUGGAGGAGGAAAAAGAGGCACAAGUGAAGCAGACCACAGUAAACCAGGAUAACACGAAAGUGACACACGCUAAGCAGACACCAGAGGAAUGCCCCACGGGGAAAACAAAAAAACGCCGCAUCAAAUACAUAAAGGAUGGCUUUUUUUACAACAAAAAAAUUAACACAGUUUUUGUCACCGCCGUUGUGAAGCUGUACUUAAGCAUAAUGGUGAAAAUUAUCGAAUUGGGGAAUUUCGAAUUUUUAAAAAUUUUAUACAAUUACAAUAAGAAGAUUUUUUGUUACAUUUUGCAUAGGAGAGACAUGUGUUACUUCCUCUGCUCCUUCGCUUCGAUGUACAACUGUAUGAAUGUGUUUGUGAGGCACUGCGAUGGGAUCUUGCGGUGUGAUGAAUGUGUGGGGGUGAGUAAAAAAAGGAAGAACGAUGAGGCUGUGCAAGGGGGAGAGCAUACCUUCACGGUGCGGAAAAACAGGCAUGGGGAGGGGACUACACAAGUGGAAGGUGCACAUAACGUGGAAGUAGUGCACCAUGUGGACAGUGGGCAAAUCGCCCUGGAGCCGAAUAGAAGAGUGAGGUGUUUCCCUGUGAAGAAGCGAAUCGAUCGGCGCAACGGAGUAGAAAUAUUUUACUCAAAUCAAUGUUCGAAGCACAUCUUCGUGCCAGAGCCGAGUGACCACCCUUACGUGAGGAACAAAAUUAAGACGAACAUCCCGGAAAACUCCAGCAGGUUAGAUGUCCUAAUAUCAGAUAAGCACGGCAUAUUAAAACUGAAUACGUUCGUUAACUUUAAGUUGAAAAAGGUGGAAAGGAAAGCAACUGCCAACGACAUUUUAAGGGUUCACGAUAUUUCGUACCUGAAAAUGUUACUUAGAAGGAUAAAGAGGUGCAAUUUAAAUGAAUACGAUGAUGUCAGUGCGUUCGAUAAUUUUUUGGAAAACACGAAAAAGAACAAGAAGAACUACCUUGCCCUGUCAUCAGACGAUUUGAAUGGAAGUGCAAGCUUUGCUGUGUCCGAUCAUAUGGAUGUUUUAAAGAGGAGCGAAAUUUUAAGUGGCGUUUGCGAGGAAGGGGCAAGCAAAUUUAUGGAAGGCUCCAAUGUGGACGCUCUAUGUGGGAAUAACACAAACAUGGAAGAGAGAGAAGUAGAAAUGCAAAAACAAAGUCCCAACGCAGAUAUGAAGGAAAACCCAGGAGGGGGUGCGCAAAGCAAAAAAUGGAACAGCGCAAAUAGUGGAAAGGAAAAAGUGGACAAAUUAAUUCUUCUGGAUAAUGACACCUUUGUCAAUAAGCACUCUUUUAACUGCGCAUUGAAUGCUAGUGGAGUGGUUUUAAAAGCAGUGGACUAUAUACACAGGAAGAGGAAGAAAAAGAAGAAGAUUUUUUGUGUUGUUAGACCUCCGGGUCAUCAUUUAGGAACUUACGGUGCUGCGCAAUUUAACCUAACGGAUGAAGACAGAGCAGCAGGAAGUCAAGGGUUCUGUUUGUUGAAUAAUAUAGCCAUCGGAAUGUCCUACGCAAAAUAUAAAUACGAAAAGUUCAAACGGAUCGCUGUAAUCGACUUUGAUAUCCACCACGGAAAUGGAACGGAACAGAUUAUUCGAAAUUUGGGAUUAAAAAAAAUCAGAAUUAAUGAGUACGUGGAUAUAUAUAGUUGGAAAGGAUGGAAGGAUAAGGAUGACAGGAAGAACGUUUUCUUCAGUUCUAUUCACGCAUUUGAUGGGUAUUUUUACCCUGGAACAGGAAAUGACACAGUGGAGUUGGAACCUUACAUUAUUAAUGUAACUUUGAAAAAAAAUAUGAACGAACAGAAUUUUCUGGAAUUAUUUCACGACAAUAUAUUAAUUCAUUUGUUUCAUUUCCGACCAAAUUUACUUUUCCUAUCUGCUGGGUUUGAUGGACAUAAACUCGACUUUGUGAAUAAUGGCUUUGUGAAGAAAAACACGUCCACCUAUUUUCAUAUGACAAACUUGAUUCUGUCUCUCCAGAAUGAGCUGCGCUUUCCCAUUAUUAGCGUCCUGGAAGGAGGGUACAACACGUCCAAUGACAUGGCCUCCGUUUUUAGCUUGUCCGUUUUGGAGCACCUGCUUUCGUUCUACUACAACGAUGCGGUGUUUGUGGGGGGGCACAGGAAAGGUCACUUUGCUGAAUACGCUGGAAUGGCAAAUCAGGUGAACAGAAAUCCCGUAACCACGACUACAACCACCAAACAGUGUACCAAACGAGGAAUUUUGAAAUUCCCCCAUAUCUGCGUCGGGAAGAGAAAAAUGGAUGCCAUGUUUAAAAAAUAUUUUACCCUUUUUAAGGAGAAGACGAGAGAAACCGAAAAUUUGAACUUAACGAAAUGUGUGAGGGAUUAUGAAAAUUAUUUGAAGCAAUUUGAUGAGAAAGAAAAUGGAGUGAAAAAGAAAGUCAACUCUUUUCUCUCUAAACAUAGGAGAUAUUUUGAUAGUUUGCUCUACCAACGGCGGGCUUCACAUUUUUGCAACCUGGGACAGAUUUCCCUCCCAUUUGAGGAAUACUUUUACCGAGUUAUGCGUCAUUUUAAGAUUUUCCUCGAAGGGAGUGAAGUCGCCAAAAUGGGUGGGAGGGAGCUGUCCGCCAACUCGAGGGAGUUCUUCUCCCUGCUGAACAACCCGUCAGACUUGCCCGAUUUGCACGCGGCUGAUAUUCAGCGGCACCCCGAGACACGAUUUGAAGUGACUAACUUGUGGGAACCCAGCCGCAGUUGA
Molecule: messenger RNA, 4437 nt
Organism: Plasmodium coatneyi
Lineage: Eukaryota; Apicomplexa; Aconoidasida; Haemosporida; Plasmodiidae
Exons: 2
Coding region: 1-4437 (1478 amino acids)
Source: RefSeq, a predicted model, not a curated record